AUGGCUUUGACUUCACUGCUUUCCCCCUCUCUACUCUCCCCUCUUGGAAUUCAAACAAUAUCAGUUGCUGCUCUUGGGAAGAGGCUCAACCUCGCUUUCAAUGAUUUUGAUGGCUCUCCAAUCCCAUCUGGGUUUGACCAGCUCACCAGUUUGACCCAUCUCAACCUCUCUUGGUUAUCCUUUUAUGGCCAAAUCCCACUGGAAAUCUCCCGCUUGACCACUUUGGUUUCUCUCGAUCUUUCUAGCAAUCAAUAUUCGAAUGGAUCCAUUUAUUCUUCCCUUUCACAGCUCCAUUUCUUAUCUGAACUCGACCUCAGUCGAAACAAUCUCUCCUCUGUGGUGCCCAGCUUCCCAGGGAGACUCCGCAAGUUGAUCUUACAAGAUUGUGUGCCCAAUUUCAUAGGGAACUUAUCCUCCUUGACAUCCCUGCACCUUGCAGAGUGUGGAUUGCAUGGAAAAUUCCCCCACAGUGUUUUCCAGCUGCCAAAUCUACACAUCAUCGACAUACCAUACAAUCCACUUGUAGCUAUCAAUUUGCUGGAGUUCCCUCAAAACAAUACUCUACAGCAAUUGAUCCUGUCAGGGGCAGGGUUUUCAGGAAAGAUACCAGAUUCUCUCAGUAAUCUCAAAUUCUUGACUCAUUUAGACCUCAGCAAUUGCAACUUGUCUGGAUCAUUACCAUCCUCACUUAUGAACCUUACCAAACUGCAAUACUUGGAUCUUUCAGACAAUAGAUUGAGCGGUCCAAUUCCUUCUUCCUAUGGAAACGAGCUUCUGAAUCUCAAAGCAAUCAACUUAGGGAAUAAUUUGCUUAAUGGGACCAUUCCAACAUCAUUGUUUUCACUCCCAUCAUUAUAUAAGCUGGACCUCACAGGUAACCAACUUAGUGGACAACUUGGUGAGAUUUACAAUGCCUCUUCUUCACAGCUGGUGAUCCUCCAUUUGGAUAGCAAUAAAUUGCAGGGGAUGAUACCCAGAUUUAUCUUUCAACUUACCAAGCUUCAUCAACUUUCUGUUUCUUCCAAUAAUUUCAGUGGUGUUGUGGAGCUAAGCUUAUUUCAAAACCUCCAAAAACUUUCUUCUCUGGAUCUUUCAGAUAACAACUUGUCAGUCCAAUAUGGCAGUGGUAAUUCCUCAUUUGUUUCCAUCCCUCAGUUCGAAUAUUUGUUGUUACGUUCUUGCAACAUCAGCACAUUUCCAAAUUUCUUGAGAAAUCAAGAGCAGUUGAAGCAAUUGGACCUUUCCUACAAUAAAAUUAGUGGUGAAAUACCCAAAUGGAUAGGGGAGGUUGGCAAUGGGUCUUUAUACUAUUUAAAUCUUUCUCAUAAUGUUCUGCAAGGAAUAGAACCAUCUCCCCAUCUUUUGUUGCAUGCCUUUAGCAUUCUUGACCUUAGCUUCAACAUGUUAAAUGGCUCACUUCCUAUCCCACAGCCCUCCAUCCUUUACUUUUCAGUUUCGAACAAUAACCUCAGUGGUGAAAUCCCUCCAUCAAUUUGCAGUGCAACAUACUUAAAGAGUCCUUGA
Messenger RNA from Magnolia sinica, 1524 nucleotides. Its product is annotated as receptor-like protein 7. Bases 1 to 1524 code for a protein of 507 amino acids. The transcript is spliced from 4 exons. Lineage: Eukaryota; Viridiplantae; Streptophyta; Magnoliopsida; Magnoliales; Magnoliaceae. The record is from RefSeq and is a predicted model, not a curated record. Gene Ontology annotation, molecular function: protein binding. Gene Ontology annotation, cellular component: membrane.